UUCAGUUUUUUGUUCGCCGCGAGCGCGAGAUUGAACCAUGUGGAUGUCGUUAGCAACGAGAGGCCGGGGGGCAGCAACGGCGGCGGUCACAGCCGGCGGAGCCACCUGGCGUGGGCUGCCGGCCGGCCUCCGGGGCUAUGCUCAACGGUUACCGGCCAUCGGCAUCAAGGAUGAACUGGCACCGGGAUCCGGUACCAGGGUGAAGAGGAGCGUUAGGCAAAUAAUCCUGAAUUGUAAAACAGAAUUGGCAGAUUUACAGAAAAAUGAGCCGCGCUUUCACCCAGGACUGGCCAUUGUUCAGAUUACCGAUAAUGAUAUAUUGGAGGUCAAAAAGAUGGCAGCAGAGGUUGGCCUACAUGUUGUUCAUAUAUGUUUACCAGAAGAAACUGCGACAGGGGAGCUUUUAGAUGAGAUCAUGAAGCUAAAUGACGAUCCUAAAAUCAGGGGCUUGGUUCUGCCCCAUAACCUUGUCAUGAGUGAUGCAGCAAUAAAUGCAGUGCUUCCUGAGAAAGAUAUUGAUGGAAUCACAGAUAUUAAUUUAGGAAGACUAGUCCGUGGAAAUUUUAAUGAAUGCUUUGUACCACCGGCAGCAAGUGCAAUAAUAGAAUUACUGGAACAAGCAGAUUUGUGCGCUUUUGGAAAGAAGGUCUUAAUUGUAGGUGAGAAUGGUUCACGAGAAGCAGCCCUGCAGAAACUUUUACAGAUGAAAGGGAUGGUAGUUGUGAACUGCCAAUGGCAGAACACAAACAUCACGGAACUGUGCCAUCAAAGUGAUGUGUUGGUGGUGACCAGUCCCGCACCAGAAGGACUUGGAGAAGACUGGUUAAAAGCUGACACAGCCAUAAUCGCCUACAAUUUACCAGCUGCAGGUUUUACUUCAAGUUCCAAUCACCAGGAUUUUCAGCAAGAUGAACCUGGGUCAUCACAUGAUGGAAUUGGUCUCCUGACAGCAGCAAUGCAGAUUAAGAAUACAGUUGAAAGCAGCAACAGAUGGCUAAAACAGCAACAGCACAAAAAGUGGAAUCUUCGCCCCCUCAAAUUGCAGCCUAUCUCACCUGUCCCCAGUGACAUUGAGAUAUCCAGAGCGCAGACUCCAAAACCAAUUGAUGUCCUAGCCAAAGAGAUUGGCCUGCUCAGGUCAGAAAUAGAAGCCUAUGGUUGGAAUAAAGCAAAAGUCAAAUUAUCUCCCUUGGACCGACUGAAGGAACAGCCAGAUGGAAAAUACGUAUUAGUUGCCGGAAUUACACCAACUCCUCUAGGAGAGGGGAAGAGUACAGUGACAAUGGGAUUGGUUCAAGCAUUAGCAGCCCAUCUGGGUAUUAAUGCCUUUGCUUGUGUGCGGCAACCAUCUCAGGGACCAACAUUUGGUGUUAAAGGUGGAGCUGCAGGUGGAGGAUAUGCACAGGUCAUCCCUAUGGAAGAGUUUAACCUUCAUCUAACCGGGGACAUUCAUGCAAUUACAGCUGCUAAUAACUUGUUGGCAGCAGCUAUAGAUGCAAGAAUUUUGCAUGAAGGCAGUCAGUCAAACCAGGCUUUGUAUAAUCGUUUGGUUCCCACUAUAAAUGGAAAGAGAAACUUUUCUUCCAUCCAGCUUGCUCGGUUAACACGACUGGGGAUCCAGAAAAAGGACCCUUGCCAGUUGGCACCAGAAGAAAUCUCAAAAUUUGUUCGUUUGGACAUUGAUCCAUCUACAAUUACCUGGCAACGAGUGCUUGAUACAAAUGAUCGUUUCUUGAGGAAAAUAACAAUUGGGCAGUCAAAUACAGAGAAAGGAUUUGCUCGCGAGGCUCAGUUUGAUAUUGCUGUUGCCAGUGAAAUCAUGGCAAUCCUUGCCCUGACCAAUGGCCUGGCUGAUAUGAAAACUCGGCUUGGUAAAAUUGUGGUAGCCAAUGACCGGAAAGGACAACCAGUUACUGCAGAAGAUCUGGGGGUUAGUGGUGCACUAGCCGUUCUGAUGAAAGAUGCUCUCAAACCAACCUUGAUGCAAACUCUGGAGGGGACCCCUGUGUUUGUGCACGCUGGACCUUUUGCAAAUAUUGCACAUGGUAGUUCUUCAAUUCUAGCUGACAAGUUGGCACUGAAGCUUGUUGGCAAGGAAGGGUUUGUGGUGACUGAAGCAGGCUUUGGUGCUGAUAUUGGGAUGGAGAAGUUCUUCAACAUCAAGUGCAGAACAUCAGGCCUUAAGCCUAAUGUGGUAGUGCUUGUGGCAACAAUCCGUGCCUUGAAAAUGCAUGGUGGAGGCCCCAAUGUCACUGCAGGCAAACCUCUAUCAAAAGAGUACACUGAGGAGAACCUGAAACUGGUGACUGAUGGGUGCUGUAAUUUGCAAAAGCAGAUAGAGAUUGCACAGCUGUUUGGGAUUCCGGUUGUAGUUGCUGUGAAUGUAUUCAAGACUGAUACUGAAGCAGAGAUUAAUCUUGCCUGUCAAAUUGCAAAAUGCUCUGGAGCUUAUGAUGCUGUGCCAUGCAAUCACUGGUCCAUUGGAGGCAGAGGGUCAUUACAGCUGGCUGAGGCUGUCAGGCAGGCUGCAGACCAGAAGAGUAGCUUCAAUUACCUUUAUGACCUAAAGAUGCCUAUUGUAGAAAAGAUUCGCACAAUAGCACAAAAGAUUUAUGGGGCCGAGGAUAUAGAGCUGUCACCUCAAGCCCAAUCCAAAGUGGACCUGUACAUCAGUCAGGGUUUUGGAGAGCUGCCAAUUUGCAUGGCAAAAACCCAUCUGUCACUAUCACAUCAACCUGAGCGCAAGGGAGUUCCCACUGGAUUUGUUUUACCAAUCCGGGAUGUGCGUGCCAGUAUUGGAGCGGGCUUUAUUUAUCCGUUGGUGGGCACGAUGAGCACCAUGCCAGGAUUGCCCACUCGGUCCUGUUUUUAUGACAUUGACAUUGAUUCAGACACGGAGCAAAUCAGUGGAUUGUUCUAAAGAUUGCCCAGAAAUAUCUUGUCCUAUUUCCUGAAUUGAACAAACAUAAUCUCUGAUUGCCUAUUAAAGGAUCUAUGGGAAAGUAAUGGACUCAAGGUUCCCUCAACCUCUCCUGAGAGAUUCUGAGGGGUGUAACCAGUUCAUGUGAUUCUUUAUUUCCUCAAUCAAUCCACUUUGUGUGCUUAGAUAGAUUAAAUCCAGAUUUUGAAACCCACCCAAUUUUAUACACAAUUUUUUCAGCAAUUGUUAGAAGUAUUUAAUUUUUUAAACAAUUAAUAUUAAAUGACUUGUUUCCAUGUUGCAUCUAUAUUUCAGUAAUCUUUGUUAAGAUUUAUGAAACUGAAAUGCCUUUGCAAUAUCUUGUUACAUCAACCAAAUGUACCUUGAAGGGUAGCAAGUGUUGUGCAGCUAUCUUGUAUACCAGAGUCCAUGAAAUACAUGACCAAGGAAUCUCAGCAAACUAAAAAUGACAUAUGGUACCAACACCUACGCAAAGCUAAGUAUUUGUUAGUUAUGAAGACCUAUGAUUUUGAGGUAUUUUCAACCAUUUUUCUUUACAAACCCCACAGUUAUUUCUUGGCUUAUAUAUAUUUCUCACUAUAAAUACAAUCAAAAUACAUUCCAUGCAAAGCCAUGCUAGUGUUUACAAGGUUUUCUUUCAAAUUGAUCAGCUCUGCAUCACAUGAGUAUUAUUAGGUAAUUUUCUAUUUGAUUCAUCAACAUUUUUAGGAAAAAAUUAAGGAAAAUUUCAAAUGAAGUUAUAACUUAUUGUAGUUGAUUAAAAGGAAUUAUACUGAGGUAAGAAUUAUACUAAUGUUGGUCUAACCUCUUUGAUGCGUGAAGCUACCUGAUCCCUGACUGAAGUGUCUGUUUGAAUUUGUGUUUUUAUUUUUUCAUGCUUUUCUGAAUCCCUCAUUGACUGCUUUCUGGAACAGGGACUGCAGUUUUAACAUCUAUUCCUCUUCUAACAGUGUCCUCUCUGAGCACUUUCAAGUGCUGGAGUGCAGUGAUGAUGAAGGGAUCCUGGGAACAAUGGUGAAUUCUGUACACUUUUUAUUCUUGUGGUGGGGUCAGUUCAUGCGUGUGUGUCUUUAAUAAGUGAUUAAUGAUUCAUUUGUUAAUGUUUCCGCUUUGUUCUCUGGCUGUAUUCCAAUGAUCACUAAUUUAUCUGUGUUUUGUUCUAUUUUGUUUUUAAUGAGUAUUGAAACACUUUGCAAUCCAUGUUUACA
Hemiscyllium ocellatum (epaulette shark) is the source of this 4149-nucleotide messenger RNA. RefSeq names its product methylenetetrahydrofolate dehydrogenase (NADP+ dependent) 1 like (gene mthfd1l). Gene Ontology annotation, cellular component: cytosol. Bases 38 to 2920 code for a protein of 960 amino acids. Gene Ontology annotation, biological process: tetrahydrofolate interconversion. The transcript is spliced from 28 exons. The record is from RefSeq and is a predicted model, not a curated record. Gene Ontology annotation, molecular function: formate-tetrahydrofolate ligase activity; methenyltetrahydrofolate cyclohydrolase activity; methylenetetrahydrofolate dehydrogenase (NADP+) activity. NCBI's taxonomy places the organism in Eukaryota, Metazoa, Chordata, Chondrichthyes, Orectolobiformes, Hemiscylliidae.